AUUUGUUAUAGCUACAUACCGAUUUGAAACAUGACUUCUUUAUUUUCCGUUCGGAAACUAUGUCUGUUAAAUUAUUCCAAAUCAUUUCUGAGCAACAGCCGGAUAAAAAAUCUGGCUUCCCCAAGAUGUCGAUUCUCAACCUGGAACAAACAGAUUUCCAAAUUUCUGAAGAAGAAUAAGGGAUUAUCUUUAAAAGCAUUUCAACCCAUCAGAGGGACUACAACAGAUGUUGCAAUAGUACCAUUUAGUCGCCAGCAAAAAAUUAUUGGUGCCUGGUUGUUUGGAUGUGCUGGAAUGUGUUUUGGUGCUGUGAUACUGGGUGGAGUCACAAGAUUGACAGAGUCUGGAUUGUCCAUGGUGGAUUGGCAGUUAAUUAAAGAUAUGAAGCCUCCAAGAAGUCAGCAAGAAUGGGAGGAAGAGUUUGAGAGAUACAAACAAUACCCUGAAUAUCAGUACAUCAUUAAGGAGAGAGAUUUCACCCUAUCCGAUUUUAAAUUUAUUUAUUAUAUGGAGUAUGCUCAUAGGAUGUGGGGACGAAUGGUGGGCAUGGUAUUCUUAGUACCAGCUGCUUACUUUCUUAGUAAGGGUUGGGUCUCCACCAGUCUCAAGCGCCGCCUAGUGUUAAAUACAGCUUUAUUAGGCUUCCAGGGCUUUCUUGGCUGGUAUAUGGUUAAGAGUGGACUACAAGAACAGGCACAGCCGUCCGAUAUCCCCAGGGUCAGUCAAUAUAGACUGGCCUCACACUUAGGAUCAGCCUUUAUCCUUUAUGCUCUGUUUAUGUGGCAGGGAUUGACUCAGUUUCUACCCAUUAACAAUUUACCAAAUACACCACAGAUGAAAAGACUAAGAAUCAUGGCCCAUAGCAUAAAGGGACUUAUAUUUGUCACUGCCAUAUCAGGGGCCUUUGUUGCUGGCCUGGAUGCUGGACUUACCUACAAUUCCUGGCCAAAAAUGGCCGACAGAUGGAUUCCCAGUGACCUCCUCGCAAUAUCUCCUACCUGGAAAAAUUUCUUUGAAAAUCCCACAACAGUGCAAUUUGACCAUAGGCAUCUGGCUGAGAGUACUGUGGUGUUGAUUGGUAUUUUCUGGUACAUGUGUAGGAAUGCUCCAUUGCCCCCUAGAAUGAGAAUGGCUGUGAAUGCCCUCCUAGGAAUGGGUAUUAUACAGGCAUCCCUAGGUAUCACUACCCUUCUGACAUACGUCCCCACCCCCCUGGCCGCUACUCAUCAGUCAGGGUCACUCAUUUUACUCAGUAUCGCCAUCUGGCUGACUCACGAGUUCCGUCGACUUCCCAUCCCAAAAUGAAAAAAAAUUAUCCAUACUUUAUAAAGCUUCUAGAAUGAGAAUAUAAGAAGACAUGGGAUCAAAUGCUGUCGGGAAAAAAAUACUAAAGAUCUGGAUGUUGUGAAUGCUUGCAUUUACAAAUUAAAUGUGUGCUCAAAACUGCUUAAUUGUAGUAAAUGAUCAUGUAAAUGAUAAGAUAGAAUUUUAAUGAUUUGUUUUUCAAUACUAUUGUGAUCAGAUUGUGAUAUUAUUAAAAAGUUGUACAGAGUACAAUUAUGCUUCAGUCUGUUCAUUAUAUUGUAACUUAUUGUUUGUAAAUCAAUUAAAAAUAUUAAAUGCA
Molecule: messenger RNA, 1624 nt
Organism: Saccostrea cuccullata (small rock oyster)
Lineage: Eukaryota; Metazoa; Mollusca; Bivalvia; Ostreida; Ostreidae
Product: cytochrome c oxidase assembly protein COX15 homolog
Exons: 11
Coding region: 31-1305 (424 amino acids)
Biological process (GO): heme A biosynthetic process
Cellular component (GO): mitochondrial inner membrane
Molecular function (GO): oxidoreductase activity, acting on NAD(P)H, heme protein as acceptor
Source: RefSeq, a predicted model, not a curated record